UAAUAUAACGCAAUUAAUGUAAUUUCAUUAGAAGAUAGCAAAAACAACUCAGAUGAAACCACGUGUUUCGAAGAAAAGUGACAACGUCGCGGCGCUAGAGGAUUGGUCGAGUAAAAUAUAUUGGACCUUACCAUAUGCAUAAGAGCUGUAAAAAAAUACAAUAGUGGAUAAGAGCACCAGCGGCAGUUUCCCAAUAUCAAUAUGUAAAUAUUCCAAUAGACACGUAAUUCGUUUUCGAAUUAGAAGAAAAAGAAUUACCAAUUUACAGUGAAUAUAUUGAGUUUUCAAAUUAAGUCUUAGUUGUGUAUAAAGUGCCUCUUGCUGAUCGAUCGCAUAUGCUAUUUCGCUUUUAUAGUUUAUCGGCGACAUGCGUUACUUUACGUCGCUUUUAUUAGUAAUUUUCUAUUUUACGGUUAGUGCGAUUGCCAUUGAUUCGAACAAAAAUGUCAGUGUCUUCUUACCUACAAAGGAUUGGCAGACCGUAAAAAAAGGUACUCUAAUUCCACCCGGGCUUCAUGUUCGGCAUAAUCUUCAAACUGGAGUAACCGAAGCCAAAUUGAUGGAUGAGAAGCAAGUGGAAAAUUCAGAGGAAAAGCCAUCUAAAUCCGAACAAAAUUCAUUGACAAUUCAUCCGGAUAAACCUUUGAUAAAUGAAGAAAAUGAUGUAAAGAAGGGAGAACAAAAUGAUCGAGUAAACAUUAAUUUUGAUGAAUUAAAAGGACUAUUAAAAGAAAUGAAUUCUGGUGAUACUGGCACACUUUUGCAAUCAGAGUAUAUUAAUAAAGAUCAGCCUGAAAGAAGAAAAAAAUUUAAGCAUUAUUCUGAAUUAAAAGAAGAGCUCGAAACAUUAAAUAUGAACAUUUCUACUGACUCUGAAGUACUUACUAGCUUAUUUAAUGAAUUUGAAUCUUAUAAAGAGUUUAUUAUAACCGACAAUCUUGAUACAAUAAAAAUUCAAGAUGUAUUAGAAAUUCUAAAUAACAUAGAAUACCUUAUUCAUCAAAUAGAUAAUGCACAAAUAUUUUCUGACAUGGGAGGAAUGUCGAAAAUUAUUUCUCCAUGUUUAAAUUCAACAAAUUCUGAAGUUAAGGCUGAAGCAUUAAAACUUUUGGGUGCUGCUGUACAGUCAAAUCCAAAAGUACAAUUCAAAGCAUUAGAAAAUGACUAUGUUCAAAAGCUUUUGCACAUGUUAUCUGUUAAUAAUAAAAUAGAAGUGAAGUCUAGAUGUUUAUUUGCGCUUGGAGCUCUAGUGAGGCACUUUCCAGCAGCCCAAAAAACUCUUGUAAAUAAUGGAGGGUUAGAAAUAUUUGGAAAACUUUUAACCGAUGGACAUUUUCAAAUUCAAAUCCGAGUUAUGAAUUUAGUAAAUGAUUUGACAAUUGAGCGUAAACAUCUAAAUGAAAUAGAAGAUGACAAGCAAAAACUUAAAAUAAAAGAAUAUAAUUUAACGAAUUUUGAACAUAAGCUUUUAAUGCAAAAAUAUUGCCAAAAUUUAGUCGAUUUAAUGAUAAAAAGUUUAAAAAUAAAUUCAGAAAUAGAUGAUUUUCAUGAAAUUGUUUAUGAAAGUAUGAUCACUCUCAGUGUUAUUUGUAAAAAUGAAUACAUAGAUAAGAAAGAAGUUCUUUUACGAGAAAUACAAAAACUUCUAAUUACAUAUCGGGACUCUUCAAAAAUAAAUGAAAAUAAUGUAAAUCUGAAUUCUUCUCAGCAGAAUCUACUUGAAAAACUGCAAAAUAUAAUUAGUAAAAGGCAUGAUGAAUUAUAACGGUACACUUCGUUUAUUUUUCAUUCACAUUGUACAUAUACCAUCAACGUAAAUUAUAACGAAUAAUCUUUGUUGCAAAAUAUAUUUAUAAAUUUUUUUAUUCCUAGUCUAAUAGACUGAAAGUGAUUCAACAAUUUACAAACUAUUGUAAUGACCACACAUUUAUAAAAUUGUUG
This is a messenger RNA of Ceratosolen solmsi marchali, 1941 nucleotides long. RefSeq names its product Sil1 nucleotide exchange factor (gene Sil1). The transcript has 4 exons. The record is from RefSeq and is a predicted model, not a curated record. Gene Ontology annotation, molecular function: adenyl-nucleotide exchange factor activity. Lineage: Eukaryota; Metazoa; Arthropoda; Insecta; Hymenoptera; Agaonidae. Bases 368 to 1765 code for a protein of 465 amino acids. Gene Ontology annotation, cellular component: endoplasmic reticulum.